GUGUGUGUGUCAGCGGGUUGGUUGGGCUUGUGUUUACAGCUCGGCUGGAUGCUGUUGGCUGCUGAUGUUAUUGGGAAAGUGCAAUGUUGUGCCAACCGCCAUUGGAAUAAACACAACCGUGGGAAUAAAGGUGAUUUUGCUCAUCAUCUCCCACCACUUCCUCCUCCCGUCUUCCAUUCAUGAGCAGCGUGGCUGAGUUUAACAGCGGCAGCCAUGGAUGACAAGGGCUCGGUGGGGAAGAUUAGCGUGUCUUCGGACUCAGUGUCCACUCUCAACAGUGAGGACUUUGUCCUUGUGUCCCGGCUGGGGGACGAGACACCCUCCUCCACUAAUAAUGGUAGUGAUGACGAAAAGACAGGACUGAAGGUGAUUUCUGAGGAAGGGGUCAGCUUUAAGAUUGUGGGGAAUGGAAGUGAGCAGCAGCUCCAGAGGGAGUUAGAGGAUGUCCUCAUGGACCCGUCGGUAGCUGACACCGGGCUCGGAUCAGAAGCAGGAUUGGACAGCUUUGGAGCGGGUGACCAUGGCCUUCUUCAGACUACAGCGUCACCUGUAGCGCCAGGCUCCGACCCUCUGAGCGCACCGCCGCCCAAGUUGGAGAUGGUGCUUCCUGUUCAGACGGCUCAGGAGAGCGAGCUGAAUGAGAGGUCGUACCGAGCAGAUGAAUCAUCCUCAGAUGGCAGUCCUAGCAGUCCUAUCCCAGAUGAGGAUAGCGUUGUGUUCAGCCAGCUGACAUAUCUGGGAUGUGCCUCUGUCAACGCCCCCCGCAGUGAGGUGGAGGCGCUCCGUAUGAUGAGUAUCCUCAGAGGGCAGUGCCAGGUCCCUCUGGAUGUCACACUGUCAGUGCCAGGCGUGUCCGAAGGCACCGUCAGGUUGCUGGAUCCCAACGCCAGUACGGAGAUCGCCAACUACCCUAUCUAUAAGAUUCUGUUCUGUGUGCGAGGCCAUGAUGGCACACCAGAGAGCGACUGCUUUGCCUUCACCGAGAGCCACUACAAUGCUGAGAUCUUCAGGAUCCAUGUGUUCCGCUGCCAAAUCCAAGAAGCGGUGAGUAGGAUACUGUACAGCUUUGCCACGGCGUUUCGGCGGUCAGCUAAGAAGGCAGUUCUGUCGUCUCAGCAAGCUGCUCCGCUCACCCCUGACAGUGACUUGUUUACCUUCACCGUCAGCCUGGAAAUCAGAGAGGAUGAUGGCAAGGGUACCUUCAGUGCUGUAGCAAAAGACAAGGACAAGCAGAGCUUCAAGCUGCGUGCAGGAAUGGACAAGAAAAUUGUAAUUUAUGUCCAGCAGACCUCCAAUAAGGAACUGGCCAUUGAGAGGUGUUUCGGUCUCCUGCUCAGCCCAGGGAAAAAUGUGAAGAACAGUGACAUGCACCUGCUAGACCUGGAGUCAAUGGGAAAGAGCUCCGACGGGAAGUCUUACAUCAUCACAGGAAGUUGGAACCCCAACACGCCUCAGUUUCAGGCUGUGAAUGAGGAAACGCCCAAAGAUAAAUUCAUGUACAUGACGACAGCAGUGGACCUGGUGAUUACAGAGGUAGAGGAGCCAGUCCGUUUUCUGCUGGAGACUAGGGUCAGAGUGUGCUCCCCAAAUGACAGACUGUUCUGGCCCUUCAGCAAGCGUAACUACACUGAGACCUUCUACCUUAAACUACGACAGAUGGAGCGUAAGGAGCGGAAGAGUCCUGCCUCUGACACACUUUAUGAGGUGCUGAGUUUGGAAAGUGAGACAGAGAGAGAGAAACGGAAGACCACAGCCAGUCCUGGCAUCCUGCCCACCGGAGCUGGCACCUUGGUUCCUUCACCCCCUGAGGAUGAUGAAGAGGAAGAUAACGAUGAGCCGUUGCUCAGUGGGUCAGGUGACGUUUCCAAGGAGUGCGCAGAGAAAAUCCUGGAGACCUGGGGAGACUUGUUAUCCAAGUGGCAUUUGAACUUAUCAGUUCGUCCCAGGCAGCUGCCAGCAUUGGUGCGCAGUGGCAUUCCCGAGGCUCUCCGUGGGGAGGUGUGGCAGCUCUUGGCAGGCUGCCAUAACAAUGACCACCAAGUAGAAGAGUACCGCACUCUUAUUACAAAGGAGUCCCCUCAGGACAGUGCCAUCACCAGGGACAUUAACAGGACAUUCCCAGCUCAUGACUACUUCAAAGACACUGGAGGAGACGGACAAGACUCCCUCUACAAGAUCUGCAAGGCUUACUCUGUUUAUGAUGAAGAGAUUGGUUACUGCCAGGGACAAUCCUUCUUGGCUGCAGUGCUGCUGCUGCACAUGCCAGAGGAGCAAGCUUUCAGCGUGCUGGUCAAGAUCAUGUUUGAUUACGGGCUCAGGGACCUUUUCAAGCAGAACUUUGAAGAUCUGCAUUGCAAGUUCUUCCAACUUGAGAGACUCAUGCAGGAAUAUUUACCAGACCUGUACAACCAUUUCCUGAAUGUGGGUCUGGAGGCUCAUAUGUAUGCCUCUCAGUGGUUCCUCACCCUCUUCACAGCCAAGUUCCCUCUUUACAUGGUCUUCCAUAUCAUUGACCUGCUACUGUGUGAGGGCAUCAGUGUGAUCUUCAAUGUAGCCUUGGCACUUCUGAAGACAUCGAAAGACGACCUGAUCCAAACAGACUUUGAGGGUGCACUCAAAUUCUUUCGUGUCCCGGUUCCGAAGAGGUAUCGUUCUGAGGAAAAUGCGAAGAAACUAAUGGAGCUGGCCUGUAGCAUGAAGAUCAGCCAGAAAAAGCUGAAGAAAUUCGAGAAGGAGUACCACACUAUAAGGGAGCAGCAGGAGCAACAGGAGGCCCCCAUCGAGAGAUAUGAGCGGGAGAACCGUCGUUUGCAAGAGGCUAACAUGCGUCUGGAGCAAGAGAACGACGACCUGGCACACGAACUAGUCAGCAGCAAGAUCGCUCUGCGCAAAGACCUCGACAACGCUGAGGAAAAGGCAGACGCCCUGAAUAAAGAGUUGCUGCUGACCAAACAGAAACUGGUGGACUCUGAGGAUGAGAAGAGACGGCUGGAGGAAGAGUCUGCACAGCUGAAGGAGAUGUGCAGACGAGAGCUUGAUAAAUCUGAAUCGGAGAUUAAGAAGAACGGCUCCAUUAUUGGAGAAUAUAAGCAGAUCUGCUCCCAGCUGAGUGAACGACUGGAGAAACAACAGACGGCCAACCGAGGAGAACUGGAGAAAAUCCGGUCCAAAGUGGAAGGCUGUGAGAAGUGCAGUAGUCUUUUCAACAAAGAGGGUCGCGUGCGGGCCGCUGUGACCACGGUGCCCGCUGGGGGGACUGAGGAGACAGACGAGGAGAAGGAGGGUUUGAAGAACCAGCUGAGAGAAAUGGAGCUGGAACUAGCCCAAACCAAACUGCAGCUGGUGGAGGCUGAGUGCAAAAUCCAGGACCUGGAGCACCACCUGGGUCUGGCCCUCAACGAGGUGCAGGCUGCCAAGAAGACCUGGUUCAACCGAACGCUCAGCUCCAUUAAGACCGUCACUGGGACCCAGGGCAAGGAGACCACCUAAUCUGAUAACCCCGUCAUCCAGUUCAACCCAGACCAUGUCUGGAGUUCAGUGCAACUCACCACGCUGAAACCUCUGGAUGCCUCACUUAACCCACUGGGCCAUAACUUUAACUUGAACAUUGAUCGUUAAAUCCCAGGAUGACCAUUACUACAGACUGUGUUACUUGUUCCUCUUAUCAAAAAUGUCCUUGUGUUUCCCUGUUCCCACCCUUUCUGAUCUAAUCACCCCCAUUCAUCUCCUCCCCUCUCCAACCCGAAUGACUACGGCCGCCUGUGCUGAUGAGAAGGGGUUGAAAAGCAUUAGAUGAAGUACAAUGGUACCACUUUCCCCAGAGAAACAAUGUGCUUCCACCGGUCACAGAAAAAAAAAGAAGAAAAACGUUAAAAAAUGAGAAAUGCUUCAUUUAUUUCUGUCUUUGUACUGCUGAUAUUAAAGACCCGCAGAAGGAAGGUAGGACAUAUGAACUGCAACUGUCCUGAUGGGAUAGAGAAAACACUCCGUCCUUCCUGACUCUUCUGCGUGCUCCCCUCUAAACUACUGGCACAAACCAACCAGUCCCUGUAAAACUUUUGUUUUAGGUACGAGAGCUAAUAGACGCCUUUUCAAAACUGAGCUUUUUCUAAUUUACGUUGAACAAUACCUUUCUUUUUCUAUGUAUGUACAUGAAUGUGCUUAUGUAAAGAGGAUACGUGUGUUUAAGUGUGCAUGUUUUUUUGUUUUUUUUGUUUUGUGCUGACUGUGAGGUGUUUGUGUGUGUGUGUGUGUGUGUGUGUGUGUGUGUGUGUGUGUGUGUGUGUGUGUGUGUGUGUGUGUGUGUGUGUGUGUGUGUG
Molecule: messenger RNA, 4319 nt
Organism: Dicentrarchus labrax (European seabass)
Lineage: Eukaryota; Metazoa; Chordata; Actinopteri; Moronidae
Product: rab GTPase-activating protein 1
Exons: 27
Coding region: 214-3489 (1091 amino acids)
Source: RefSeq, a predicted model, not a curated record